This is a messenger RNA of Phymastichus coffea, 624 nucleotides long. RefSeq lists its product as uncharacterized. NCBI's taxonomy places the organism in Eukaryota, Metazoa, Arthropoda, Insecta, Hymenoptera, Eulophidae. Gene Ontology annotation, molecular function: nucleic acid binding. Bases 1 to 624 code for a protein of 207 amino acids. The record is from RefSeq and is a predicted model, not a curated record. The transcript is spliced from 3 exons.
AUGUGGACAGGCUUGAUUGGUAAUCAAAUUAUUGGUCCGGUACAACUUCCAAACCCACUAAACGCUGUAAAUUACCUUGAGUUCCUGCAGGAUAUACUUCCAGGAUUGCUUGAUGGUGUGCCAGAAGAAUUGCAAGAAAAUCUUAUUUUCAUGCAUGACGGUGCACCAGCACAUACUGCUGUGAAUGUUAGGAAUUAUCUUGAUCAGGUAUAUGGCGGCCAUUGGAUAGGCAAUAAUGGUCCAGUACGCUGGCCAGCAAGAUCUCCUGAUUUAAACCCAUUGGACUACUUUUACUGGGGGACAUCCAAAGAAGCAGUUUACCACAAUGGCGGCCCCAAUGAUCCAAAUGAAAUGAUACGAAGAAUUCAACAUCACGCCCAGCAUCUAGAACCCGAAAAAAUACAUGCAGCUACACAUCAGAUACGACGUAGAGCUAUUUUGUGUAUUCAGCAACAGGGGGGGCACUUCGAACAAUGCUUGGAUGGUGAUGAUGGUGGUAAUGAUGGUGAUGAUGAUGAUAUGAACAACGAUGGUGAAAAUGAUGGCAGCGAAGACGGUGAGGCUGAUGAUAGUAUGGAUGAAGAUGAUGACGACGUUGGAAACGAUCCGGAUUGGGAGAUAUGA